Molecule: messenger RNA, 1489 nt
Organism: Durusdinium trenchii
Lineage: Eukaryota; Dinophyceae; Suessiales; Symbiodiniaceae
Source: the annotation of a GenBank genome assembly
GAAGAUUCAUCUGCAAAGCAGAAGAAUCUUAGGAGGGGUGUUUGGAUGUAGGGUAUGUACAUACUAUACACGUACCCCGACUUUUGGCUCAAGGGAAAUAAGCGCGAGCUGCCGGGUUUGAGCGUCCAUAUACAUUUUCACUUAUAGCUACUACUACAGUUUAGCAUUGCAACAACACCAUGUCCCCUUUCCAGGUGGAAGCCAAGCCGUGGUGCUCGAAGAAGCUCAUUUGCAUCCUUGUGACUCUCACGAUCUUGGCAGGAGCCGCAAUCGCCGCUUUCUGGCCCCAGAAUGUGUCGUGGCAGUUGACCAAUUUGGAUGUGCUUGAUCAAGCUUCAUUGACCUUCUUUGUGAUGGCCUUCAGCAAUGGCCUCUCCAACAACGCUACUUUGCCAGACAUCACCUUUCACGCAGGAGCCAAGAUUGAAAACCCCAACUUCUUGGGUGGGACUGCAGAGUCUGGCGAGUUCAAGGUCCUUUUCCAGGGCAAAGAGUUGGGUGGAGGUCGCAGCGAUCCUGUGGAUGUUCCGGCUCUGGGGAGCAAUACGGUGGAGGCGGAUGUGCGGGUGAAGCUCAAUCCCACCCUGUUCCAUGAGCUCACCACUGACGUGCUUGCAAAUUCCCUCCACACAAACAUCACAGUCCAAGGUGGAGCAAUGGUGAAAUCGAUCUUCGGAUUGCAAGUGCGCUGCAGGAUGAAAUGUGACAUUUUGGCAUCAGUCUCUGAAAUCUUUGGAGACACGAAGCAAGCAGUCAUUGAAAAGAAGACGUGUGUUUACCACUAUUUCUGAGUUUUCACGCCACCCUUCCAAAAAGCCCACAGAUUUUAGCUAACGGAAAAUGGAAUUCAUUGGCGGCACGGCUGGUAAGAUCCAUGCCCCAAACCGAGCAAGGCACAAAGGACUUGCUCCUUAGUCCAGGUCCGCACGUUUGUUACACCUGCGGUUCCGGCAUGCAUGUAUUUCCACCCGCAAGGGUCCUUGAAAUUCGGCGUUGUUCAAGAGCUCAGCCUGUUGCAGUGACCAAAAAGAACUUCCAUCUUGAGUUGAAAUGGUCUUCCAUGUAAUCAUCCUUCAAUUUUACCGCAUGGAAAACGACCUCUAGGGGGGCGUCAGGCCUGCUCAUAAAGAAAAUUCAAUCCUUUAUAUAGUCAGUUGGUUGUCGUACUUACUUGGAGCGUCCAAGCUUCCUAUCCCCGCAAGACAUCUUGCUUUCCGCUGAGGUUGAGGAGCCUGCAAGGCCAUCAGAGGCCAUUGUCUCUCACAAGCUGGUUGGAAUACACUUCAUGGAUCUAAUUCCAUGUGUUCAUGUUUACUGCUUUGUUGGUACGAGCCUUGGAUGAGGUACUGCCUCGACAUCCCCGAGGGCCUUAUGCUCAGAAAGUUGUGAACACCGGGGAUGCUUAGAUGAUCCAACACCCAGGACAAGGCCACGUGAUGCCCUCAGCACCACAACCCAGGCAAGGCUUAAACUUUCACAUGUGCUGCAG